Molecule: messenger RNA, 5514 nt
Organism: Stegostoma tigrinum
Lineage: Eukaryota; Metazoa; Chordata; Chondrichthyes; Orectolobiformes; Stegostomatidae
Product: CD9 antigen-like
Exons: 8
Coding region: 329-982 (217 amino acids)
Cellular component (GO): membrane
Source: RefSeq, a predicted model, not a curated record
UCAACAUAAUUAAUAUCGUGUUUCUGUUCAGAUUUCCCAUUUGUCUAUCUGGUGUUUCAGUCCUGCUUCUAAAGGAAGCACUGAAACAACUGCUUGCUUUCUGUUUUGUUAUAAGAUAUUACACUGCAAUCUUUCUGAUUUAAUGUCUUGUGUCAAACAUUCCCUGGCGACCGGUUACAUUUCGCAAUAAGUCACUGGGCGGACAGGAAGUUUUCUGCACGCUCUGUUGAAGUUUGUUUUAAAUAGUAGUGUGUCUCUCUCUUUGUGCUGAUAGCGCCCUGCAUCAAAACAACAUAGCCAAAACUUUUCUGUUGCAAGGAAUAUCAGAAUGGUAGUGAUUCAGGCAAGAUGCAUCAAAUGUUUCCUCCUUAUACUCAACCUGAUAUUCGCAUUGCUGGGACUCAUCAUUUUGCUGCUGGCAUUUUGGUUUCGCUUUGAUGAAAGGACAAAAAGUCUUUAUGAAGUUGGCAUGAAUGGGGAGAAAUUCAUUAUUGGUAUUUAUGUCAUGUGGGCAGCGGGAGGCUUGCUGCUGGUUUCUGGUUUCACAGGAUACUUUGCUGUAUCUAAGGAAUCGAAGUGUCUGCUCUGGAUUCAUCUUGUACUUAUUGUGAUUUUAUUCCUGGUUGAAAUGACAGUUGCAAUCUGGGCAUUCGCACAGAAAGAUGAGGUCGUUAAGCAGUUGCAGGACACUUACGCUGGGACCAUCGAUCUGGGCAGUCAAGAUGAUUUAGAUUUUAAAUGCAUGAUCAACGUUCUGCACAAAACUUUGGACUGCUGUGGUUACAAAUCUACAUCAGACCAAAUAAGAGGAUGUGAUUCUUCCAAAUAUAAGGACUGCCUAGAAAGCAUUGAAUAUAUCAUCAACUCCAAACUUCACAUUUUUGCAGCUAUCGCCUUUGGCAUCGCCCUCAUUACAGUUUUUGGGAUAAUAUUUACCAUUCUGUUGUAUCGAUCCAUCAAGCAAUCAGCUGAUAUAAUUUAACAAUCUGAACAUUGGACAUCAAAGUGCCACUCUGAAACUAUACAUGUUUCCUCUUUAUAAGGCAAAUACUAUUGUUGCAACAAAAUAAGUCCCAGUCAUUAAUCUCCAUUUACUGUUUACAAAAUGUGUUUAUUUUUGGUUAAAAUGUAUUUUCAUGACUCGACACAAUUUGAGGGCACUUUCGUUCUGUAACUUUAUCUGUUGUGUCUCUUCUGCCGAUGUUCCGAGUUAAGUUACAGGCGUUGGGCUGGAGGUUGUUGGAAUUUAAGAUACAAAUGGGUCCAUCUUUGACUAAUCCCUUUUCAGCAGCCAAUUUGCUUGAGGCUAAACUGGAACCAGUAAAGAUCUAACCUUGGCUCAGUUUCCCUUCCAUCACUGGGAGGAAAUCCCCUUUGUCCAAUUUUACUGAACUGCAGUGAAUAGCUCACCUUCUGGCCCUUCCAGAAAUAUGCCAGCUCAAAUACUUUGCGCUUGUUUUGUUGGUGUGUGUGUGUGUGGGUAGUGAAUGCCACCCGAUGACUGAGUCUGCCCAUUUGGGGAAGGGUGACAGACAACAGCUUGCCUUUGUUAUACACAAAUAAAGUUGUUGGAGAUGCUCAGCAGGCCUGGCAGCAUCUGUGAAGGAGAAAACAGAGUUAACUUUUCGGGCCCGGUGACCCUUCCUCAGAGCAACAGUGAAACCAAUUACUUCAACCUCUGUUACAUUAUCCAUCUCUUACUUUGGAAUGACUUGAGUGGGCACCAAGGUCUCAUUAUCAAAGUCUUUCAUUAGCUCGCUCAGCCCAUCAAGACCAUGUCAGCCCUUGUCAGAGCAAACCAGUGAUGCCCUCAUACUGUGAAUGAAUAAAGAAAAGACAAAAUCCUCACAGUCCCACUCCCCCAUUUGGUCCCGGUAGCCCUGUAACUUUACUUCCAUCAAAUAUCGAGCCAAUUUUUUUUAACCAUCUGUUCAAAGAUGUUGACAGUUGUAUUUGUAAAUUGUACAAACAUUGUAAAAAGUUUGUUCUUAUAUUCCGUCUGCAUCAUUUUGCCCAAAACUUUAGAAUGGUGUCCAUCUCCCAGUCUUUGUACUGUCACGGUGAUAGAUUUUGCUCAUUGACCUUGGCUGAAUAUGUCAUUAUUUGGUAAAAUGCUAUUAAUACUCCACUUCAUUUCCUUUACUCUAAGUUCAACAACUCCAACUUCCCCAACCUAAUCUUGUUACUGGACAUCUUCAUCCCUCGAGCCAUUCUGGUAUAUUUCGUCUGUGCCUGGCAAGAGCCCUCACAAUUUUCUUAUUGUGUGAUGACCAGAAACUAUACAUUGUACUCCAACUUUAGCCCCUCACUUUAUGAAGGUUCAACAUAAUUUCCUUGUACUCACUGUUUAUGAGCCCCAAUCCCAUAGUUUUUGAUAACUGCACUAUCAUUAUGGCCUCCCACCUUUAAAGAUUUAAGCACAUAACAUCCCAGUUCUGUCUGUCCCUGUACUUUCUGUGGAACUGUGUCAUUAAGUCUCAAUUGCAUAUCCCUUCAACAGAGUACAUCAUCUCACACUGCUCUGUAUCAAAAAUGCUGGAAAUCUGAAACAACCACACAGCAUACUGGAGAAACUCAACAGGUCUGCUAGCAUUUGCAGAGACACUUAAUGUUUUUGAGUUUGGUAUGACUCAGUUUGGCAGAAGAGUCAUAAGAAAUAGGAGCAGGAGUAGGUCAUCUGGCCCCUUGAGCCUUCUCCACCAUUCAAUAAGAUUGUGGCUGAUCUUUUCAUGGACUCAGUUCCACUUACCCAACCACUCACCAAACAAUUAAUUCCUUUACUGUUCAAAAGUCUAUCUACCUUUGCCUUAAAAACAUUCAACGGGGUAGCCUCAACUGCUUCACUGCCAGGGACUUCCAUAGAUUCACAACCCUUUGGGUGAAGAAAUUCUGCCUCAUCUCAGCCCUAAAUCUGCACCCCCUUAUUUUGAGGCUAUGCCUCCUGUUUCUAGUUCUUCCCUCCAGUGGAAACAAUCUCCCUACUUCAAUCUUAUCUAUACCAUUCAUAAUUUUGUAUGUGUCUACGAUACCCCUCAUUCUUCUCAAUUGCAUGGAGUAUAGUCUAUGCUCAAGUCUCAACUUCAGAAUUAAUCUAGUGAACCUCCUCUGCACCUCCUUGUGUGCCAGUACAUCCUUUCUCAAGUAAAGAGCCCAAAACUGUACAAAGUAUUCCACGUGUGGCCUCACCCGCACCCAAUACAGCUGUAACAUAACCUCCUAACUCCAUCCCUCUUGCAAUGAAGGACAAUAUUCCAUUUGCCUUCUUAGUGACCUGCUGCAUCUGAAAUUGCAGCAAGCUGUAAUUUUUCACCAUUUAAAUAACAGUCCAUUUUGCUGUUAUUCCUACCAAAAUGGAAUACCUUACAUUUACCAACAUUGUAUUUCAUCUGCCAGACUCUUACCUGUGCACUUAAUCUACCUAUCUGCAGAUUUUCAGUGUCCCUUCACACUUUGGUCGACCACUGACUUUAGUGUUAUCUGUGAACUUUGACACACUACACUUGGUUGCCAACUCUAAAUCAUCUAUGUAAAUUGUAAACAGUUGCAGUCCCAAUACUGAUCCUUGAGGCACACUACUAGUCACUGAUCAUCAACCGCACUCUUUGCUUUCCGUUUGUUAACCAAUCUUCGAUCUAUGCUAAUACAUUAACCCAUAAUGCCACGUGCCUUUUUUAUUUAUGGCAGCCUUUUGUACGGCACCUUAGCGAUCAUUUUCUAGGAAUCCAGAUACACUACAUUCACCUGCUCCCCGCUGUUCACCGCGGUUGUAAUGUCCUCAAAGAAUUCCAGAAAAUUAGUUAAACAUGACCUGCCUCUCAUGAACCCAUGCUGCACCUACUCAAUGGGACAAUUUCUAUCCAGAUGCCUUCUUCCUUGAUGACUGAUUCAAGCAUUUUCUCCACUACAGAAGUUAAACUAACAGACCUGUAGUUACCCACCCUUUCUCUAUAAUUUUUUAAACAGUGUUGUAACAUUUGCUGUUUUCCAAUCUGCCUGAACAGCCCCAGAAUCCAGCCAAUUUUGGUAAGUUAUGAGGAGUGUUAUUUUCCCCAGCCAUGUCUUUGAGCACCCUAGGAUACAUUCCAUCAUGACUAGGUGACCUGUCUACCUUUAGCCCCAUUAGCUUGCCCAACACUACCUGUUUAGUGAUAAUGAUCAUUUCUAGGUCUUCACUUGUCAAUGCUUCUUUGUAAUCAAUUAUUGGCAUGGUAUUUGUGUCUUCCACUGUGAAUUCCAACACAAAAUAGCUGUUCCACGCCUCAUCCAUUUCCUCAUUUCCCAUUAUUAAAUCCCCUUUUCAUCCUCUGAAGGGCUUUGCCAUCUUUUUCAUUUUAUGUUUUUUUGAAGAUUUUGUUAUGUGUUUUUAUGUUCUGAGCUAGUUUACUCUCACAAUCUAUCUUACCUUUCUUUAUGGCUUUUCUUUGUGGCUUCCUGUUGACCUUUGAAGAUUUGUAUAUCCUCUAGUGUCCUACCAAUCUUUACCACUUUUUAUGCAUUAGCUUUCAAUUUGAUGCCCUCCCUUAUUUCCUUUAGUUAUCCACGGCUGAUUAUCACUUUCCUACAGCCCUUCCUUUUCACUGGUAUAUAUUUCUGUUGGGUACUGUGAAAAAUCACUUUGAAAGCCUUCCAUUGUUCCUCAAUUGUCCUGCCUUGAAGUCUUUGCUCACAGUCUAUCUAAGCCAACUCCUCCCUCAUCCCACUGUAACCUUCUUUAUUUAAGCAUUGAUAUUGCUAUUGGAUUUUACCAUCUCCCCCUCUGUCUAUAUUUUAAAAGCCACCGUACUGUGAUCGCUCUGUCCAAGAGGAUCCCUAUCUAUGACACCAUUAAUUAAUCCUGUCUCACUAUACAGGACCAGAUCUAGGAUAGCUUGAGUCAUACUGGACUCAAAAUGUUAAUGCUGUUUCCCUUUCGACAGAUGCUGCAGGACCUGCUGAGUUUCUCCAGCAUUCUUUGUGUUGGUUCUAUCUGCCACUUUGCCUGUCAUUCUGUUAAUCUAUCAAACAUCCGAUUGUAGGCAGAUUAUGUCAUCCUUACUGCUUGCCUUUCCUCCCAGUUUUGUAUCAAAAUCAUGGCUACUGUAAGCAGAUAUCCCUGGAUGUCCAAGUGAGACCUGUGGGCUUGGUGGAAGGCUUUCAGUUCUGCAGUAAAACCUGACUGAUUCUCCAAUACCAGCAAUGAAGUUACAUUCUGAAAGAGCUGGUCCGAUAAAACUUAUCCCAAUAGUUCAAAUGUUCAUAUUACUGAACAUGAUUUGUGUUUUUAGGAAUAGCACUCUAUAAUUCCAUGGGAAAAUCACCUUCAGCAAUUACAAAAUAGAAUAAGUUUAACGUAGUAACAGCUUUGAACUCACCUCUGGAUUAAGGUCAAUUAUAAUACUGCACUUUGACACUGGUGAUAUAGUCCAGCUUUAUUUGUUAUGACUUUCCACACAUUAACAUUAUUGAAAGUGCUAAUCUGUAAACAAUUGUAAAAGCUGACAAAUAUAAUAAAGGUAUUGCUUUGUGUUUUAUUAA